This is a messenger RNA of Melanaphis sacchari, 2481 nucleotides long. RefSeq lists its product as uncharacterized. NCBI's taxonomy places the organism in Eukaryota, Metazoa, Arthropoda, Insecta, Hemiptera, Aphididae. The transcript has 9 exons. Gene Ontology annotation, cellular component: cytoplasm; plasma membrane. Bases 321 to 2339 code for a protein of 672 amino acids. The record is from RefSeq and is a predicted model, not a curated record.
UACACAUUUGUCAAUCAAUCAAACGAUAACUCAUCAACAAAACAAGUUAAUUAAAAGUGUUAACUGUUAAGACGUUUUCCAAUUCGCCUUUGACAAAAUAUGUAUAAUGAUUGAAUUCAAAUGAUUUUCAUGGAUUCAAUCGUACUGCGCGUCAGAUCUCAGAUGUCGCGACGUUUUAAGUUGAUGGCGAACGCUAUCGUAGUCUUCGUUAUUUAAAACAUAGUAUCACAGCAAGUUCAAUUGCAAACAUAUUAGUGAAAUCAACGUUAUGAUUUCAUUUGUGUAUUCAACACUUCUUCGCUGCUGUUACUAAAUUAAUAAUGAGUGGAGUGCAGUUCAGAGAAAUUCACAAAAACUCGUGGUUGAGAAAACUACCGGCUGGUGUUGACAAGAAGUCUGCUCUGAAACUGACUGGUGGACAGAAACUAUGGACUGUGUUUUGUAUACACGACGAUACAGAACCAGUUUUAGAGUUUUAUGUAGAUCAAAAGAAAGCAGCUGCACAUCGUCCAGAUAAUACUGUACCUUUAUCAGAUACCGUCCAUGUUUCUGCUACUAUAUGUCCUUUACCAGUGAUGACAGGUGAUCAUCAACAACAGUAUCAGUAUGAAUUUGUUGUAACCCUCACCUCAGAUGUUGUGCGUUUAGCUGCUCCUUCAUGGAAUCAGAUGAUGGAUUGGGUCCAAGGUUUGGACAUGAAAUUGCGUGAAAUGCAUAUAUUGUCCCCAAAAGAAAAUGUCUAUACCAAGCCACCAGAGUCUAGACCCCCUCUAUUACCAACUAGAGACCCAAACUCUCCAUUGCCUCCUCCACCGUUACGGGACUUGCCAACAAAUGUUUUACCGGGUGUUGAACCUGUUGUCUCUGUAGUUCAAUCAAUAGGUAUAGAUGAAGGCCUUUCUUCAGAAAUUGAACAAACUUUUUCAACUCCUCCUAUUAGUCCUAAUCCAUUAAGUCCCAGUGAGCCAGUGAAUAAUGUUACCAUUGUAGAAGUAAUUAAUCAUAAUCAAGUAUUCAAUUUUAGUCAAAUGGAACAAGUUUUAAACCAAACAAAUGAGCAAUCAUCUCAAACAUCAUCUGAACCAUUAAUAAAUUCUCCUAGGUCCAGUAGAUCAACUAGUUCUACAACUGAAAAUGUUGCUUCUCCAAGGCUACCUAAUAGACACCAUCAAGCUUGGAAUGCGUCUAUUUUAGAAGAAUCUGUUAGUGGUCCUAGAUCUAGUAGUCAUUCAGAAUUAAGUGAUAGAGCAACCAAUAUUGAUGACAUGCCACAAAGAUCUACUAGUGAAGUGUCAAAUGAAGGUCAACGAAUUAAAGUCAGAAUUGCUGACUCAGAAGAUAGUCGGCAUAGAAGAAGACCAAAGAGACAAGAUAAUAUACCUCCAAUAACAGAUCAAGAAGUAACUAGUAAUUAUGAACAUUUAAUAUUACCUACAACUAUGCAAUCUAGACUACCAUCUGCUUCGUCUAAUCCAGUACCUGCAGAUAUUGCGAUAUUACCAAUAAGAUCUCAACUACCAAUUGGCCGAGGUCGUGGUGCUCGUCGAAAAGUUAACAGCGAUAGUUCACAUCCUGCAUUAGGAGCUGAUAGAAUUCGUGUAGCAGUAAAUAGUAGUACACACAGUAUGUUACAGCCAGUUCCAACACCAUUUACACCUACAGAAAACAGAGAUUUAUUCAGUCCAAGUCGGUUAACUGUUCGUGAAAAACAAGUCCUUCAACUACGAAAAGAAAUGUCCCAUCUUGCUGGUGUGCGGUUACAAUUGAGGCGUAAAGAUUGUAUUAAUACUAUUGCUUUGGUUGAUGUAUUUCAAACUGUUUGGAUUGCUGGAUGGAAACAGAAAGAACAUCCCAUGUUGCAUAAUGCUUUACAUUUAGGUGAUCAAUUGUUGAGUGUUGCUGGAAAACCUGUAACAUGUUCAACAGAUGCUCAUAAAUUAAUACGAGCAUGGCCGAGCCUCUAUGUUGAAUUAAUUAUUAGACGUGUUCCUUGUGGACGAGUAUUUGUAGUACGUCGACAAGAGCAAGGCCAAGACCUUGGAAUCAUCCAAGAAGGGGGUACAGCUGAAAUUAAAGAUAUACUGCCAAAUAGUUUAGCUGCUGCUCAUGGCUUAUCAUCUCGCACUCCUACUUUAGAUGGAUUGUCAUUUACUUCUUGGACACUAACAGAAAUAAAUUCUCGCCCAUUAAACUUAUUGUUUAAAGAAACUGAAGUUAGAGAUCGUCUGAAUGCAGUUGGAUUAGACAUAUCAUUAUUAGUGCAACCAACUGAUCUUAUAUCAGCACUACGCAAACAGCUUAAGUCCUUAAAAUCAUUCAAAGAUUUCUUGUUGGUAUAAACUUCACUACAAUUACUGGACACUAUCACGAAUGCAGGGUCAAUGCAGAAGAAAUUUGUAUUAGGCAUAAUAUUAAAUAAGAUAUAUCAAAUUAUAUUUUACUAUUUAGAACUAAAGUAAAUAUAUUUUUAUUACCUAUGAC